Messenger RNA from Trichoderma asperellum CBS 433.97, 1203 nucleotides. RefSeq lists its product as uncharacterized. Lineage: Eukaryota; Fungi; Ascomycota; Sordariomycetes; Hypocreales; Hypocreaceae. The record is from RefSeq and is a predicted model, not a curated record.
AUGGCUUUCCAUUAUUAUUCCAUUGCAGUCGCGGUCACAGUCACAGAAGAUAAGGCAGGUCAGCCAAGGUAUAUGCCAGUAGUACUUGCCUAUUUCAGGAGGCAGGAUAUAGACAAUCCCAACGUGGCUCCUGCCCAAGACGUACAACCACAUGUUGCAAAGCCUCAAUUCGCGAAAGCCUGCUAUUUAAUGGACAAGACACUUGCACAAUCAUCAACCAUGACUGUAAUACCAUCAACCAUGACUGCAACAUCGUCACUUUUGACUGUAGAAUCCUCAACCACGGGCGCAGAAUCAUCAGCUACAUCUACGCCUGUAGACAAACCUCGCUGCACGCACUAUAUCCCCUGCCAUUGUCCCUCGCUCCCCGAGUAUGCUUCUCCGCCGCUGGGAGAUGAAUCGUCUCCAUUAUGGCUGCAAAGACCUCAUAAAGAUGAAGACUAUAACAAGACCAUAAUUAAGCAUACGCAAAGCUCGCGUUAUCGACGGAUAGCGGCCGCCUGGCAUGAUGUGUGGUUGGCUAUUAAGAUUAGUCGUCCGCUAACACCACUUAAAGUACGAUCAUUCCGAUGGCUGAUAUCAGCUGACCUUAUUCCCCGGGGAUAUGAAGAUGGACAAGCGCCAUGGCGCAUGCUUAUACGGUCCUAUCUUACAGACCUCCCCUUUCAAUUAACUCAAGGAAACAUCAGUCGAAAGUCUGUAUUUUUAUGGCAAAACUUUCCAAGACAUCUAGGCCAACUGCAUAACCGCACAAAGCUUGAUAACGCACCUCCUGAGAUAACAUGCGGGAGACGAGCAGUUUUCUCCCAAUAUAACCGGGAUUAUAAUCAUAGCUUAAUUGGAGACUGGCUUGUUAUAGUCUACAUUUGGGCUACUAAUAAAACAUGGAUGGAGAGGACUGACUUUUUAGACUUAGUCUCUUAUGAUAGUGUGACUGGUAUUCGCGCUUGGGAAUUUGUUAAUGCAGUUGACGCUUUUACCAAGAUUCCACACCUAUUCUACCAAUAUAAAAUAAGGGACUCUAUAGAGCAGGAUGCCAUAUACGCUGGGCGCCCAUAUCAACACUAUAACUCUGUUCAGAUAAAGCCUGGAGACCCUGUACCGGCCAGACUCGCGGGGUUAAGAAGAUUAAUGAACGGGCGGUCAAGACAUUUGUAUUGUGCGACAUAUGAGUAUGAAACGUGUGAUGACAGGCACUCAUAA